Messenger RNA from Mytilus trossulus (common blue mussel), 3131 nucleotides. RefSeq names its product protein canopy 4-like. The coding region runs from base 29 to 811 and encodes 260 amino acids. NCBI's taxonomy places the organism in Eukaryota, Metazoa, Mollusca, Bivalvia, Mytilida, Mytilidae. The transcript has 7 exons. The record is from RefSeq and is a predicted model, not a curated record.
GUUCAAAGGAAAUACUUCCUUGUUGUGAAUGUAUACAAACUACAUGUGCAAGAUGUGUCCACUGAAUAUGGCCAGUUUUCUUCUGUUCUUAGGCAUUGCCAUCUUUCAAAAGUCAUUUGCUGAUGUCAGCAGUGAUGGGGUUAUCAUGCCAAGCAAAUGUGAAGUUUGUAAAUAUUUAGUUGUUGAGCUACAGUCAAGACUUGAUGAAACAGGAAAAAAUAAAGAAGUUAUAAGAACAGGUCAUGGAAUUGAUCCAGCAAAGAAAAAACAAGUUGAUUAUAGAAAAUCUGAUCUUAGGCUUAUAGAAGCUAUACAUGAACCACAUGUAUGUAAAAGAAUUUUAGAGUAUAAUCUACAUAAAGAGAGGAAGGGAAGUCUAAGAUUUGCAAAAGGCAGAAGUCAAACAAUGGACACAUUACAUGGUCUAGUUGAUAAAGGAGUGAAAGUCGAGCUUGGAAUUCCAUAUGAACUGUGGGACUCUACUUCGGUGGAAGUUGCUCAUAUGCAAAGAUUGUGUGAUACAAUUGUUGAACAGUAUGAUGAGGACCUAGAGGACUGGUAUUAUAACCACCAGGACGAGGACUUGAUGAAAUACCUAUGUAAAGACAGAGUUCUACCAAAAGAUGACCAAGAAUGUCUGGUAGAAGAAUUUGUACCUGGAUUAGAAGAAGACGAGGAAAAGAAGGAAGAAGAGACUGAAAAGAAACCAAAGAAGAAAAACAAGAAGAAAAGUAAGAAGAAUAUGAAAGGUGAAGAAGGAACAGCUGAUGAUGAAAAUGUGGAAGCAAAAGUUAAAAAGGAAGAAUUAUAGUAAUCUAAACACUUGAUGUUUUUUAUCAAGGAAAACCUAUUUAUAUCUUUUAUUAUUUUAAGGCAUUUUUUUAAAAUUUACAAGGUACAUUUAGUAACCAUUUGAACAAAUAUUUGCAAAUAAGGAUGUUUCAGCAGAACGAAACAAAACAUGAACAAAUUCAAGAAAAAUCUAAUAUUACAUUUAUCAGUAGAACUUGAGCAAAUCCUGUCACUGUUUCUAAAUAAAUGGUUCUUGCAUUUACUCAGAUAUAGAAAACAGAGACCAAAUUAUAUAUUUUAAAAAAGUAUUUUGUCAAACUUAUGAGAAGAAGACAUUGAUUCCAGAAUACUGAGUUCAAAUGAUAAAAAAAAUUAAAAUCAUAAUUGACAAAAUAGAUAUUAGAUCAAGAUAGGUGUUUGAUACAUUCCUCACCUUAAAAUUGUUGACCUCUUAGCAUCUUAGCAGUGCAAUUAUUUAUUACUAAAAAUUGACAAAUGAAAUAGGAAAACAUAUAUGUUGUAGCUUUACUGAAAGUCUUGAUACCAAAUUAGAUAAGUGGACAUUAUUUGGUUUUCUUAAUACCAUGCAUUAAAAUUCAUUAUUUUUUUUACAUUUAACAUAUGUACAAUUAAAAAGUUGCAUGUUAUAUAAUAUUUAUUAUUAUGUUCCAUUUUCUGAUCACCAAAAAAAAUACAAUUUUCUCUAAAACUUAACUUUAUUGAAUUUUAUUUAUAAGUAAGAAGUGAUAGCAAUGGGAACAAAGUAAGUACUUUUAUAAUGAAGAUAUUUUUAUUUGAUUUCCAACUUUGAACUGGAAUAUAUGACAUUUUUUUUUUCAUUUGUCAAAUUUAAAUAACAUGGUAUUCUUAAUUUUGCCCAGUUUAUUGAAGGUUUGAAUUUUUAAUGGCAUUUAUAUUUCAUCUCCACAUUUUUAUUUUACUUUCUUAAGAAGAGGUUUUACGGAAAAGAGGGUAGUUUUUAUAGAUGGUGAUUUUUAUAAAAUUUUAUAAAUUACAAAAUAGUUUCAUGACAAUCUAUUUAUAAUCAUUUAUCAUAACAACUAACUGAAGAUCAGAAAUUCAUGUUUGAAAACCAUGCUUGAAAUUGCUUUCAAUGAACUAUUUAAUUAAAUGUAUUUAGAAAGAAAAAAAAAGAAAAGAUUUUGAGUUAUUAUAAAGAUGUUUUAUAAAUGAUGGACAAGUUUCACUCGCUAAAAUGAAUAGAGGAUAAAAUUGUAAUCAUUAUUGAGGAUGUCAAUUUAUGCUCUAAAAGCAAAACUGAUAUGAAAGGAAUUGUGUUUGAAAGUAAAUAUUAUUCAUUGUAAAUAUGUUGUAGAUUUUUAUUGCCAUCAUGAUAACAUAGAAAAAAAUUGUGAUUUUAAAUGAUAUAAAGAGUCUUAAUAUAAUAAGUGUAUAGCUGUAUGAUCAUUACUGAGAACAAGAUUUUGUGUGUCAAUGACUAAAAAAUAGUAAAAUAAAUCUUAUAGCUCUAACUCGGCUAUAAUUUGAGUUUCAAUUUUUUUAUUAGAUUAUUUGAAAAAUUUUAUAUAAUACCAUCCAUCUUACAUAAAAUGGUAAUGAUUCAAUUUGAAGUAUAGAGAUGGGGUAUUGCUGGCGGUAAAUGAUACUUUAUUCACUUUUUUUAUUGUUAAAAAAAUCAAACAAUGCAUGGCAUUAACUGUUUUAAGAAUGAAAUAUUUUGAUACUCAAUUAUCUCAUUAAAGAUGGUGCUUGUUAUUUGUAUUGUCGCCAUCUCUAAGCUUUUAAAUUCCUCCUGUUCUUGCCAUAAAAAUUUGAAAUGAUCAGACUUAUUUAAACUUGUACAUGCUUUUUACAUAAGUACAGAAGUGCUAUUUGAAAUAUUUAUAGUGAAUUUUUGUCCCGACAACAAUUUUUACAUUAUUAUUUAUUAUCAUUUCAUGUUUUGAUGUUGUGUUUUGAAUACUUGUGUAAAACAGAACAAUUUUUUGAAAUAUAUAGAAGUUUUCAGAGAUUCUAACUUCAAAGUUUUUUUCAUUUUUGCGUCGGUUAAAAUACCUUAUUUUUUAUUUGUAAAGGUUUCAGGGGAGGUAAUUAAUUUAUGUUUACCAGUUUGAAACCAUUUCAUGAUAAUUCAAGUGUAUUAAACCAACAAUUGUUUGAUUUGAUUAAGAUUUGAACAUAAGAUAUAUGAGUUGUACUCUUUUAUAAUAUUGUGUAUGUAUUUUGUAUUACAGAAAUGUAAGAGGUGUGCCACUGGCUCAUUUAGGUCAAAAGAUUUUUAUUUUUCUAUUCAUAUGAAAUCCUAUGCCUUGUUGUAUGAGUGUUGAGAUCUGAAAAUAAAUAUUUUAUUAUUGUUA